CUAGUGAAACAAGAUUAUUCGAACUUUAUUUUGUUCAAAGUCUAACAUACGUCAGCAGAAUGACACUAUCACGUCUUCUAAGCAAGUUUUUCUACUUUGUAUAAUAACGUUCUUUCGCAGUGAAAAAUGUAUCAAGACAAAGAGAAAGUUAUUGUAUUUCACAUUUUCUACAUUUCUGCACAAUUUAUUUCAUAAUAUAUUUUAAUUGAAUUAAUAUUAUUUUGUUACAAUUGGAUUUAAGAAAGGUUAGUUAUAUAACAUACAUUUGUUGACUUGUGCAUAACACUUAAUGGUUAUAAUACCUAAACAAUUCUAGGUAAGAGGAAAUGAAAAGAAUAUAUGUGCGUACAGUGACAAAAGAUGAAGUUAUUCCAAGAAAGAGAAAAAAAAAUAAAUUAAAUUUUCUCUUCGACAAUAUUUUAAUUAAAGAUAUUAUGCAAUAUCGUGGUAUAACAAAUUACUCAGUAAAGAAGAUACCCUACUCGCCCAAAUCAUUGUUCCGAUUUUUCGUAAAUCCUAACGGACUUGAUAACAAUCGCUAUUGGUAUUUGCGUAUUAAUAGCUUAAUAAAAGAAAAUCCAAAGGUUUUACACAUUUAUGAUUUACCAAAUAAUACACCAACACAUUUUAUGAACUCAUUUAAUCAGCAUCAACAUCAAGAUAAAUGUAUUUCUUCAGUUGAUUGUAAAGUCGCUUAUCAGAAUGAUCAGAAAAAAAUAAAUUUAACUAAAUCUAGUCUUCAGUUUAACACGAAUCAAAUAAGUGCAUAUGAGAAAAUUGUUGGAUUAUCAUUAGAAAAUGACUUUUCGGUUGUCGCUCUGGUGGGACCAGCUGGUACUGGAAAAACAAUUUGUCUCAAGCAGUUUGUAGAGAAACAGCAUCUAUUUUCAUACAUAACUAGUCAAAAUAAUUUACUACAAGAUGCAACAAUAAAAUUAGGUUUAAAUUCGAAACGAGUUUUUACUCUUUGUCGAUUUAUUAUGAAUCUCUUCGAUUUAAAUUUUUAUGAGCAAUGUACUUUUAAUAAUCGUAUUACUGGAUAUCAAGUGCAAAAUUUUCCCCUUCUGUUUAAUGAAUUGCCUGUUUCUGUAAAAUUUGUGAAAUCAUUGUUUUCAACAAAUAAUUUAGAACAUGAGGAUGUAACAUCGACAUUUAUAUCAGGAAAUUAUACUCUUUUUUUGUGCCUCGAUGAAUUUUCUAUGAUUUCUUAUAAUAUUUUACAAACUUUAUUAAAAGGGCUCGAACAUGCUGUUAAAAGUUUAAAUACAAACGAUAACAUUUAUAAAUCUGUUGUCAUAUUAUCUGGCGAUUGCCAUCAAAUACAACCAAUCUAUACAAUGAAAAAUAGUCUAGAGCGUCAAGAAAAAUUAAUUUAUGAAAGUGAAACAAAAACAUUGGAAACUCGUUAUUCAUAUCAAUAUAUUUCGAUAAAUUGUAGAAAAAUUUUGAACUUGGUCAAUGAGAAAAUUUUCUUUUUUCAGCAAUUACGUAAUAAAGAUGAAAGAUACCAUCAGUUUCUAAAUCGAAUCCUAAUAUCCAAAAAAUGGCAAUUAGAAAUUAUUAAUUACUUUAAUCGACGAUGCCUUCAAAAUCGAAUUGAUCUGCAUUAUCCAAUCACGAGUGUUUUUGAUUUAUCGAGAAAAACUCAAAGUCCUUUACAAUUGACUAAAUGGUAUCGACACCAUGCACCGCAUUUUAAUUCAUUCAACUAUUUUACCUGGUGUAAUGUAGAUGCUCACUUUAUUAAUAUGUCAGUAUUCUAUGCUAUUUAUCGUACUUAUUUCUCUAAGCAGCAAAAAGAAACUACCAAUUUUCAACCACGCCUAGCCCCAAUAUAUUUUUACAGUAACAGUGAUUUUCACAAUGGUUAUUAUGAUCGUGUACGAUUACCAUUUUUACCACUUAUACUCGGCAUGACGUACAAAUUGCUCAUUAAUAAAGCAAAUACCCUUUGCCGUGGACAGUUGUUAACUCUUUUGAAAAUUGAUGAUUCAUGCGGUGGUGUAUUAACGUGUAUUGAUCGUAGUGAAAAGAUUUACAAAGUCAUGCCUACUUUCUUUACUAUGAACCUCUUCUGCGAAGACGUAUCACAUUUUGUUUUUCAGAAUAUAGAGAAAAUAGCAAUUAAUAACGAACACUAUGCCCGCAUGCAGAAAUAUGGUAAGCUGUUUGGGUAUCCGAUGCAAUUGGUUUGUGGUGACACAGUUCGUGGAAGUAUUGGUAUCACAGUCGACAGCGACCUUUAUAUUAAUCUGAGCGGUUGCAGCUUGGAAGAAAUUUAUGUUAUUUUGUCACGAACGACAGAUGAACGUAAAAUUAAAGCAGUACUUGUAUCUUAAAAUGGAGCUCUGAAAGUAAAAAUAAUUUAAUGUCCUGCGCUAUAAGUACUCUAUAAGUAUAAAAAAUAAGAUCAUACUGAAUAUAAUCUGACUAAUCAAUUAUCUUUAUAUUCUUAUUGUAAUGAUUGUUAUUAAUCUUUAUUAUAAAGAUUAUUUUCAGUUAUUAUUAAUCUUUCAAUGUUUUAGAAUGAUUUUUGGUAUUCACAAUGAAUUAUAUAUUUUAUAAUCCAAAAUCGAAUUGAAUUAUAAUUCGAGAUUAUAGAAACAGGUUCUUUUUCAUAUUGUCAUUUAAGUUGUUAAAGUUGUUUUAAAAAUAAUAUAAUAUAAUAAUAUAAUUUUCGAAGUUUGUAAAUUUUUGCAAAAGUCAUUUUUAUAAACUUUACAAAAUUAUUAUUCAGUCAUAAGGAGAACACUUUGUAUGAAGUAAACGUUUAAAUUAUCAUCCUAUCCUAUCUACUUUGCUUAAGCUUCGGAACAACUGAAAAAAAUCAAUUUCUUUACAUUACUUUCUGUGUCCAACCAGUACUUUCGAGAAUGUGACAUAUUCAUUAGUUUGAUUGAUUUUAUGAUCAAUUGUCAUCAGCAAUGGCAUG
Molecule: messenger RNA, 2932 nt
Organism: Leptopilina heterotoma
Lineage: Eukaryota; Metazoa; Arthropoda; Insecta; Hymenoptera; Figitidae
Exons: 2
Coding region: 327-2339 (670 amino acids)
Source: RefSeq, a predicted model, not a curated record